Sebastes umbrosus (honeycomb rockfish) is the source of this 2005-nucleotide messenger RNA. It is a transcript of the gene drap1, whose product is annotated as DR1-associated protein 1 (negative cofactor 2 alpha). The coding region runs from base 205 to 912 and encodes 235 amino acids. The transcript has 7 exons. Gene Ontology annotation, cellular component: negative cofactor 2 complex; nucleus. The record is from RefSeq and is a predicted model, not a curated record. Gene Ontology annotation, biological process: positive regulation of transcription by RNA polymerase II; transcription by RNA polymerase II; negative regulation of transcription by RNA polymerase II. Lineage: Eukaryota; Metazoa; Chordata; Actinopteri; Perciformes; Sebastidae. Gene Ontology annotation, molecular function: transcription corepressor activity; core promoter sequence-specific DNA binding; RNA polymerase II general transcription initiation factor activity.
CGCGGGAACCAGUCUGACCUGCCAGGCAGCAACAGAGUGAACGAGUGACGUCAGUGCUAGCAGAGUUAGCAGCUAGCAGGGUAGCUAACGCUAUCUGGUGUCUGUGGUGUUACUGGUGGAGGAGGAGAUUAAUGUCUGAUAUAGAGCACUAUUACACAUUAUAUCACAUUUUAUUAUAGAGUUAGACAUCCAGGUAAUUAAACUAUGCCCAGCAAAAAGAAGAAAUACAACGCCAGAUUCCCUCCGGCAAGGAUUAAGAAGAUUAUGCAGACAGAUGAAGAAAUAGGCAAAGUGGCUGCAGCAGUACCUGUUAUUAUUUCGAGAGCCCUGGAGCUUUUUUUGGAAUCAUUGCUUACAAAGGCCUGUCAAGUCACCCAGUCGAGGAACGCAAAAACGAUGACAACAUCACAUCUAAAGCAGUGUAUCGAGCUGGAGCAACAGUUUGAUUUCUUGAAAGACCUGGUGGCAACGGUGCCGGACAUGCAGGGCGAAGGCGAAGAGAACCACACCGAGGGGGGAGGAGAAAAAGUCCCACGCAGGGGUAGAAAACCAGGGUCUGGCCGGAAGAAUGGGGGAGCUGGCUCCAAAGGCAAGGACAAGAAGUUGUCUGGCACAGAGUCGGAGCAAGAGGAUGACUCUGAAGACAGCGAGACAGACGGGGACGAGGAGGACGGCUCUCAGUCAAGCACAAACCUGCAGGCUACAUCCAGGUUCCACAGCUCAGACGCACCCCCGCAGUACAUGCCCAUGGGCAGCAUGGCCUCGAUGGGCGGCAUGGCUCCCUCACAGCCCCAGGGCGCCAUCUCCUUCGCCCCCCACCCCUCCAUGAUCAGCGUCGCACCACCUCCCCCAGCCCCGGAGCCGCACAAAAACGAGGAGGACGACGACGACGACGAAGACUACGACUCUUAGCUCCCCCCCAACUCGCAUAUUACGCACACAUGCACACACACACGCAGACACACACACACACACUCUUCCAACAUUAUUUUUCGAUUUCUUAAGUUGUUCCUGCGGCGGGAAAGACUCUUCGUCGCGGCCCCCGCCCGCUGACAGCGAAGCCCCUCGGCAGCCGGCUGCAAAGAGACGCCGCCGCCGCGGGAAAACUGGUUGUAUAUUAUGUGUUUUAAUUUUAAUUUUUUUUUAAAAAAAAGAAGAAGGUUUUUAUUUUAUUGUCGAGGAGAAUCCAACGAGGAUGUUUUUUAACAAGUUCUAUUUUGACUAUUAAAGAUGGCAGUCGUCACUGUCUAUGCCAUGAGCCCCCCCGCAGACAGGAUAGGUGUGGUAGCUUUUUUCUUUUGGCACUUUUCUUUCUUCCUCAUCCUCCGUAGUAAACGUUAAAAAAAUCACGGUUGGCUAAAAACAAUUCUGUACGUAGUAGUUUAAAGCAUUAAUAUACUCAGCUAGAGUUUGAUUGGCUCUGAGAGAACUGCUGUUAAGAUGUGUACUUCCCGGCUUUGUCACAACUUGCUAGUCAGUCCAAUUGUCAGGCUGCAACAUAAACAAGGAAGCAGGUGUAUUUUUACUAUAGGUUAGCCACAGCUUUUUUUUUCUAUUUUUAAUUCACGUUUUUAUCAAGAGAGCUCUAAUCCUCAGCCAUGAAGUCGACCAUAUCAGCAGGUUAAUGAUCUACAUUAUGUUCCUUGUUGUUUUUCACGCUGUCGGAGGUUAGUCGCUCCGGCAGUCGGACCCUUUUUUUUUUUUAUAAAUUCCCCUGAAUUGCCCAUCAGAAGAAUACUGUGACUCUCGGACCAUAACUUUGUUUUUAAAGUUGUUUGUCUCAUUUCUAUUCUGGCCUCCCCCCCUCCUCCACAAUUUUGAGUAACAUUUUUUCCCCCUCUUUUUAGAUUGUUUUAAAUGUAUACAUUGAAAACAGAGAUCCCCAUUUAUGUGUCAGUCUCAGUAUGAAAUGUUUCUGAAUAGACAGUUGACACUGUAUUGUAAACUUUUAACAUUCUUUUUAUUUUGUAUGGGUAAAAUAAAGUUCAUAUUUCAAUUAAAAAAA